CGAAUAUCCGUGACUUUACUGAAGUUUAUGUUUUAGUACAAAGUACUGUGAUUGUUGUAGUCAACGUAUAUACUUCUCCUUGGUAAUCUGUACAGUUCAUUAUCAGAAUAUAAAUAGCUGGUGUUUGCUAACGCCGCUGUGGUAGUUAAUAAUUAUCUAUCAAGCUGACUGGUAAGUGUUUACUCAUCAUAUAAUGUAACUAACCAAACAUUUAAAAGAAUUGAUAGAAUUGACUGAGGAUUCAAUCAGUAAUGAUUUAAUUGCAAAGUAUUAAUAGUCCAGAUUAUUGUAUAAAUGUAAAUGUAGAAGUAUAUUUGGUAUACUAAUUAAAAUAACCUAAUUAUAUCGUAUGGUUUAUGUAAUGCAUCUGUUUUGAGUUAUGUUUAAGUGAUUGUCAUCUUAACUAGUUCUUGAAUCUUGAAAUAAGGAAUAGCAGUUGACAUUAAAAAAAGCUGGCAUAUAUUACAUGAUCUAUUAGUGUACAUAGGUAAUAAUAGUGUUUACUUUUUUGCAAAACAAUGUACUGAUGCAUGAUGACUAUAGUCAAAAUGUAAAGUAAACUACAGGUAUACAAACUUUGUAUAAACACAAAUCUUUCCGCUGACAAUAAGUAAUAAAGGACCACUCAGGCCAGUACCUAUAAGACUUUAGAUUUAUCGAUUUGUGCGCGAGGAUUCAAUCCUUGAAUCAGUAAUGAGGAUUCAAUCAGUAAUGAUUCUAUUGCAUAAUAUUAAUGGUCCAGAUUAUUGGGAGCAUGUUUGAUUUUCUAUUAGGCUUAGAAACGAUAUUUUCUGCAUUUUGAGAACAAAAAAUCAAUCUCAAAAACAAUGAUGCAAUUACUAAUAUUAUAACGAAAUACUUUUAACGAAAAUUCUUACCGAGUGAGCGACUCGGUAACUCUGAAAAGGCUGAUCAUAACAGGAAGCAGCUUGACGGUAGUCAAGGAUGUAGAAGAUAUAUGCAUGUGAGUGAAACAAAGCGCCAGUUUAACCUUUUCUAAGGAAGCACAGAUCACACAUGUACAUUGUUACAGCGCGGUGCUUCUCACCGCUGAGUUUAGCCUGCCACUAUAUUAUAGGUCGAGGGCAGGGCAUUUUAGACUAUUUUCUUAAGUUGGGUAACUUUCCUCUUUGAGAAAAAACUUGUAUAAACACACUACAGUUUGUGUGGGUUGCUAUACCGUGCUUCAUAAAGUUUUUUAGAUCAGAGGCAGUUCAACCGUUGCAAAAAUGUUUAAAACACCAGACAACUACGAAUGUGGACAUCAUGUUUGAUAAAACAAAACUAUUUUAUUAUAAAUUAUUUUGAUAAAAUUUAAUUUGGGUUAUACCAACAAACGGACAGUUUUAGAAUGCUUAAAAAAUCACUUCGUACAGCCGGCCCAUGGUUGGCUGUGCCUAAAAAUGAUUUUCGUGUCGGAUUUCGAGAAACGAAUGAUUCCUUUCAUAAAGUCAUAGGGAAGCAUGCCAAUUGUAACGAUCAAGAUGGCCCGAUGUGAAAUGGGCACACACAGGGCCGUACAAGGGGAGCCCCCCCCCAGAAAAACUGUAUUUACGAUUUUUAGAAUGUCAUUAUUAAUUAUUCUUUGAAUAUUUGGGACUUUUUUCGGCAUAUAGGCCUACUGCCCCCCUGGUAUCCUGCGUACGGCCCUGGGCCCACAAGAACGAGAUAUCAACGUUAUUUUCGCAAUGACGUCAUAUAUACAAGCUAUACUGUAGAUGUAGACGAAUUUCGAUUUUCGAUUGGCCACUUUACUAAAAAUUCCUCAACUUUUGUGAAAAUUAUAUGAAGAUUUCAUGGACUGAAAAAGUUUUCUUAAAUAUAAAGUACCGAGUGCAAAAAGACAAAAAUGGAAGGCUUAAAAUUCAAUUUAAAUUCAUAGCAGGUAAAUUUAAAUUUAAGGAUGCUUUAUAUGAACUACUAAACAAAACAAUUUGACCUACACUAAUUCCUUCCUGGACCGCCAGUCACUAAAACUUGGACUUUGUUCUUCAUUAACAUUCCAUGCAUGAUUUAUUUCAUACCUUUCACGCAUUAGUUUUUCAUGCAUGAUUUAAACUUCGUUCAAUUCAUGUUCAUACUGCAUAUGCAAAAAGUCCAGUACUUUGGCAGUAAAAUGCAUUCAAACCUUUCCUCUUCCGACUAAAAUGCUCCAUAAAUGUUCCAUUUUUGCAAAGUGUUGCAAAAUGUUGCAUUCCCAGAAAUGUCCACAAAAAGACUUCUUCUAUUUUUAGUACACUAUGCAGUCAGAGACAACAACUAAAAUUUCUCGAUUACUUUCAGUCACUGGCUGCGGAAUCGCGUGGAAUCGUCGGGGCCCGAUAAAAAUCUUGAAAGUUGAACAUGAAGCGUUCUCACUUGUAAGGAAAUUUUGAUAAACUCAGGACCCUUUUAAUGAUUUUUUUGAGAAAAUUUACGAUUUGAUCCAAUAACUUGAAAAUGUUGAAAGAAUAUACAAAAGUUCAGUGAAUUUAGCCAAAAACACCUCUCAAAAAUGCAGGUACUGCAGUCCAUGGCAAACAAGCAUUUUCUGGAGUAAGUUGGAAACGUAAGGUGUCCUAUCCCUACCCCCAUCCGCUCCCUCUCAAAAUUCGAGUUGCCGGCCACGGGAAGUCGUUUUUGUAUCUUUAUCUAUCUUUUAGCGUGUUUUUACGUAUUAUGUAAGUUCAGUGUUGUCCUUCAUCAUGUUCAAAACAGUGUCGCAGACUAAAAUGAUAUUUUAUUACUGUCUUCAAGGCACUUUUGAACUGUCAGCAAAACGUAUUCUAUACGAUCAAUUCACAUGUACUGCUUUAUCUGCUGAAUGUAAUAAAACUAUAGUGCAGACAGUUGCGAGUUGCUUCAUGCGACAACCAAACCCACACGUACCGAUUUUCAGAACUCAAUUUUUCGUAUUUUGAACUUAUAUCUUUUAUUUUCAUUCAAUAAGUAAAAUAUUGUGUAUGUAUGUAAGCCAAAAACUCAAGUAAGAAUUACUACAAAUUGCGCAUCAUAGUCAGGGCCGUAGCGCCCACGCUUGUUAAUUAAGCUCCUUUAAAUUUUAAUAUGUUGUUGCUCUAUCAACCAUAAAUCUUUAAAAAAAUCAGAGAAAUUUACCGAAGGAAAAAAUAUUGUGUCGUUUGAUGGUGGAAUUAGACUAGUAAACGUCAUGAUUGCCAUGGCAACACACACACUGUUCCUAUUUGCGUAUAUAUCGACAGCAAAACACGUCCGACCUCUCCAGGAAAUGAUCUUAUUGGCCAGUCUUAUAGUCUCCCUCGCAGCCGCCAGUUGCGUAGGUUCUCUCUCCCCCAAGGGGAGAGACUAUGGGCGAGCACACUGACGUCUGCGUGCGAAGGAGACAACAUGUCUUAAUGUAUUUAAUAUAACAUUAGUUAAAAGCGAAGGUUACCCAAAAACUAGUUUCAUAUUAAUCUGACACUGCAAUCGACCAACGAAACAUUCGUUGGCUCGAGCGGGAUUUGAACUCGCAUCUUCGGGUAUCUCAGUCUCGAUUGCAGUGUCAGAUAAUAUGAAUUCGAAACUAGUUUUUCGUAUCUCUGAGGAUGGUUCUGAAAUAGAAAGGUUAUCGAAAAUACUUAAAAUUUUAGUUAACUCUAUAGGGAGCCACCAAGUGAGAUUACCAAAAACUAACCCUUAGACCUUAGCCUCGAGCACCUGUAUCAUGGCAUCUGGCUUAGCUGUAUCGAACAACCACGCUCUAUUUAAUUAAGUGCAAAAAAUCUUUCCAAAAGAAGUAUAUACAUGCUUUCAAUCCAAUCAACUUUUUUUUAUACUUUCAGCUAUCAAAGACAAACAGUAUUUGUCUAGAUAUGAUUGCACAAGCAUGCAAUAACGAACGUGAAAAGAAGAAGCUGCUAGAAGUGUACUUUAACAAUGGACGCUCUAUUAGAAAGAACGGUCAGUUUCAACUGGCAAUUGAAAAGUUUCAAGAAGCUUUCAAAUUGGCUGAGGAACUAAAAGACGAAAAACAAGUAACCAAUGCAAAUAUUUAUUUAGGAAAUGCUUAUAGAUCAAACAAUCAAAUUCAAACGGCAAGUCAGCACUAUGAAAAAGCCUUGGAAGUUGCAAUAGAACGAGGGUAUAAAUUGGAGGAAACACGCGCAUAUCGUGGGUUAGGACACGUUUGCAGAUUGAACAAUCAGAUUCAAACAGCAAUUCAGCAUUAUGAAAAAGCCUUGGAAAAUGCAAUAGAACGAGGAUAUAAGCCAGAAGAAACUAAGGCAUACCGUGGAUUAGGAAGUGUUUAUAGAUUAAACAAUGAGAUUCAGACGGCAAUUCAGCACUAUAAAAUAGCCUUGGAAAUUGCAAUACAACGAGAAUAUAGAUUACAGGAAACGAAGGCACGCCUUGGGUUAGGAGAUGCUUAUAGAUUAAACAAUCAGAUUCAAACGGCAAUUCAGCACCAUGAAAAUGCUUUGGAAAUUGCAGUAAAACGAGGAUAUGGACGAGAAAAAACAAAGGCAUUCCUUAAGUUAGGAGAUGCUUAUACAUCAAACAAUCAGAUUCAAAUCGCAAUUGAACACUAUGAAUACGCCUUGCAAAUUGCAAUAGAACGACGAGAUAAAAAAGCAAAAAUAAAGGCAUAUCGUGGGUUAGGAAAUGCUUAUAGAUCAAACAAUCAGAUCCAAAUGGCAUUUCAGCACUAUAAAAAUGCCUUGGAGAUUGCAAAAGAACGAGGAUUUAAAAGAGAGGAAACACACGUACACCUUGGAUUAGGAGGUGCUUAUAGAUUGAACAAUCAGAUCCAACCGGCAAUUCAGCACUUUGAAAAAGCCUUGGAAAUUGCAAAAGAACGAGGAGAUAAAGAAGCAAAAAUAAAGGCAUACCGUGAGUUAGGAUAUGCUUAUAGAUCAAACAAUCAGAUUCAACCGGCAUUUCAGCUGUAUGAAAACGCCUUGGAGAUCGCUAAAGAACGAGGAUACAAACGAGAAGAAACACACAUAUACCUUGGGUUAGGGGGUGCUUGUAGAUUGAAUAAGCAGAUUCAAACGGCAAAGGAAUACUAUGAAACAGCAUUGGAAAUUGCAAAAGAACAAGGAUAUACAGAUUUAGCAACGAAUGCAAUUGAAGAAUUGUCAAGACUUAAAGGUAUGCUUAGGUGAAGACAAUGUAGGUUAGUAAGGUUAUAGUUAUUUCGAGAGUAAAACGUUCAAUCUGGCACUUGAUGUUGCUGUUUUCAAAUUUUCUGCGCAAUAAUGCAAAAUAAAAUAGUGUUCGAUUGAGGAGCAUUUUUGAGAUUGUUUCAGAGAAAAUAAUGAACUUUUUAAGUUCUAAACGAUAUUCACUAGACUUUUAAAGAUGAUGUCGAGUAUGUUCUGUGCAUGUGUUAUGCGAGGGCCCCUGCAUGGUGUAAACAAUACCCAAAUUUGGCGUUGUUUCAAAAUCUUCUAAAUUGAAACUCUAACCUAUACUCAUUUAAAAAUCAGAACGAUGCUAACAUCGUUCUGAUUUUUAAAUGAGUAUAGGUUAGAGUUACAGCUGGAAUGGGCAAACCGAGGCCGCUUUUGCAUAUUUUCGAUGUUUUCAAACUAAGGCAAAACCAAUCACCAGCGGAUUAUUUAGACCUAUAUGGGUAUGUCAUAAGUUCAUAAUAACCCGCUUGUGAUUGUUUUGGUUUAGUUUGACAACAUCAAAAAUAUGCAAAUGCGGCCUCGGUUUGCCCGUUGAAACACGUUCAAAACGCGUGUUUUGUGUGGCGAAUAUCUCAUUUCGUAUUCAUCUGACGCAUAUACCGACAAUGGUGACACCGGUUGUUAGCCUACUGGUGAUCCUGGCAGUUUACGAAACGGAAGAUUGCGUCGUCUUCUAAUAAUUGGGGAAAUUUGUUCAUAUGGAACACUUCAAACUUUCCCUGCUCCCCGCAUUACCAUGCAUAAAUGGCUUACUAUAAGCCUUUCGAUUUGUGCGCAAGGUGGUUGGUAAAAACGAACGUUUUCCACUUGGAAGUUUGGUAAUCAAAACAAUUUUGCGUUGAAAAAAUUGAAGGACCCUUUCAACCACCGUUCUCUCUCUCUAGUGUUCGGUCCUGUAUGGGACACUCUGCAUGGCAUGCACGUUCUUCGCGUAUUUCUGCACUUCGUGUAUUUUCCAUAAUAGGAUUGUCUCCAAAUCGUUUUAUUUAAGGCCUUUGCCUCUUUUUGUUCCUUGUAGAGAGCCCAGAAUCGUGGAAAUGGGAAGAGAGUUCGAAAGUUCAUCGAGAAAAGUUCAUUAAACUGCUCCAACAUGGAAAAGACUGUCCGGAAGAGAUCAAGGAUGUUAAUGGAGUGCGCGUUUGUUGCUCAAAGGAAUUCCUCAUUGGGAAGGGAAGUGAUGGCACUCGAGUCUAUGUAGGAUUGGGGAAAGAUGGAUACGAAAGGGCUGUUAAACGUUUGCCUAGAGAUGCUUGUAGCGGUUUAGCUGAGCAAGAAAAGAAAGUUUUGAACAAACUCAAUGCAACAGAGUCAAACUAUGUUGUAAAUUAUUGGUUUUUAGACGAACAAAGCGACAAGCACUACUUAUUUUUAAUCUUGGAUUUAUGUGAAGAAACGUUGGCAAAUUUUGUAGCUGGUAACAGUUUGGAAGUUCUAGUAGCAAUUGCGCCAGAUAUCAUUCGGCAAGUUUUGAAAGGAUUGGCUGAUCUCCAUGGCCAUCCAAAGCCCGUUUUGCAUCGUGAUUUGAAACCAUCCAAUAUCUUGCGAGACAUCGACGGUAAUUGGUUGCUGGCCGAUUUUGGAAUCAGUCGAAUCUUAACGACAGGUGCCACUACCCAUCCAAGUGAGCAAAGGGGAACGGAUGAUUGGAGAGCCGUUGAAUCUUCAUAUCAUUCGAAUUGCAUGACUGACAAUAGCGAAGUACGUUAUAAGAAAGAAUCCGAUAUUCAGGUAGGAUUUCGUUUGUGUUAAACACGAGUUAGAGUAAAUAAUAAGUAUAGAUUUUUCGUUGCUUUCCAAAGAAAGUGACAGAACUCCGACGAGUACUAGGGGGCUUACUCAUAGAAAAUUAUUAAUGCACCAAUUCGUCAAGCAAAUAUUCUAGGAGAAUUAAGAAAACAACUAUGACACACACAAUGUUGUGGGAGAAGUGUUGUCGAGGAGAAAUGCUCCGAUUAUACUUUAAACUGUGGCCAUGGUGUCACCCCACAGACUCACUAUUACAGCAUUAUGAUUAUGAUAUAAUUAUAUGUCCUCAGGGGGUCGUGGUUCCCCCAUGUUAGACUUUACCCAAGGGGUAGUAGAUCCCCGAGAUGGGCAUCCUGAUUGUCCAAGGGGUAGUAGAUCCCCGUGAUGGUCAUUGUUUGCUUUAAUGUCCAAGGGGUAGUUGAUCCCCGUGAUGGUCAUCGUUUACUUUAAUGUCCAA
Molecule: messenger RNA, 7338 nt
Organism: Paramuricea clavata
Lineage: Eukaryota; Metazoa; Cnidaria; Anthozoa; Malacalcyonacea; Plexauridae
Source: the annotation of a GenBank genome assembly